CCUCCAACGAGGCGGGAGUAUCCCCGCCGAAUGAUGAACAAGGUGGAUGAACGAGGCAGAUCACCCGGUACGUCAAUGCGACCUACGCCUGUCGCAAUCACCUCACCGUCCAGUCCUGAAGAGCCUGUUACACUGGUGGAACUGACCAGCGUGCCAGGUGGACAGAAUGCAAUGGCACAUCUCAAAAAACGUAAGCUGGAAGCUGAUUCGGUUAUCCCGAAGCCGCUACAACAACAGCAACAGUCAGCACUGCAGCUAAAUGGUAAAAAACCGUUACAUCAAGUUUGUAGUGCGGGUGGUAGUGGUUGUGGUGGUGUAGGUGUAGGUGUUGUUGGUGUUAAUCAACCGAGUGGCCAGAUACAGCAGCAGCAGCAGCAGGACAUGGAAAGUUUUGAUGCCGCGACAAAGCGCAGGAGAAAAAUAGUUCAUGAUGAUGUAAGAAAGAGUAUUGACCAGAGUGACAAGACGAUGGCAUUACCUCAGAAAAAACGUGUUUUUAGUGCUAAUAAUAAUUUAGGCAGCCCAGCUAGAAAGACGAGUAAGAAUUCGGAUGAACAACCUGAGGACGAUGAAACUUUAAUACGUGAGACGGAAGCUGCAUUAAAAAGUUUGUCGGGUAGUUGGCCUGGACCUAGUGGUUCAAUGUACCAGAGAGGUAAUCCGGAUGAGGAUAAAUAUGAAUCGAAUUUUGAAAAUUUAUUUGAGGAGAAGAAAGAUAAUCCUAAAAUGUCACCGUCUUCGGUUUCAACGUCUUCGAGUACCAGCAAUGAGACGGGAUGUUCGUUGAAGGAUGUGAUUACGUAUCGUGGGCAACAGGAUCGACGAUUUCAACAGAACAAAUUGCAAGAGUCUCAUAAACAGCAGUCGCAAUUGGUGAUGAAGAAAAAAGAGGAAAUAUUAAUGAGGAUGGAGCCGGAUUGUCAGCCUAUGCAGUGUCAAAUAAACGCGGAUCUAAAUAAAAUGCGGUCGUUAUCUAGGUCAAUGAUAAUGAAAGACCGAAAUGACAGGAUGUCUGAUCUACGACAAGGCGACAAAUAUUCGCGUUACGACCCACCGGAUUUCAAUGAGCUCGUAGACGACUCCUCAAAUGAAUUAGAGAUUGACAUGUCUGAUCCCCUUGCUGAAAAAGACGACAGUGAGCGAGAUCGUUCCGAUGACAAAGAUAAGGAUAGAAACAAAAGUAAUGGGCCGCAUCCCUCGUCAAGACAUCACCCUCAAAUGUAUUCCAAUUAUCAAAGGUACCCAGACAACAGUAUGAAAGUAUCACCAACGACCUCAACAUCACCGCCAACUUCCUCAUCGUCGGCAUUCUCCGGAUCAUCAGCAUUCCGACCGCCCAAUGCCGAUCACACGAAACCGCCUUGUCGUACACCAGUAGCACCUGCAUCAACGGUAUCCAGCCCACCAAUAGGACCCUAUCCAGCAUCAGCAACAUUCGUGGGUUUUCCUACACCAAUUCCUGGUCCAGUUAUGCCAGUCCCACAGCCAGUGAUCCCGCCCUCAGUAGAGGAGAAACACUCGGUGUCGCUUCUCCAGUUGAAAUCACCGAAAGAGGAGCAGCAUCAAGUUCAACCGGAAGCUACCCCAAUGCCUGUAAAGACACCCGGGACAGGAUUACCACCCGUCACAUCACCCGACACCAAUUCGUCAAAGCAGUAUACGAUUCUCCAGCCGGCCGGUCUGGGUUCCCGUGCGGCCACUGCGAUCCAGGACAUUGCUCGUGAAGGUGUCGUUAGUGUAACUGCUGUCAGUAGCGCUGGUGUUAGUAAUACCACCAGCAGUUACACCACCGGGAAUAAUAAAAAUAAUCCUCUUAAUAAUAACAACAACAACAGUACUAAUAACAAUAAUACUAAUGCUAAUAACAAUAAUAAUAAUAAUAAUAAUAAUAAUAAUAGUAGUAAUAACAAUACUAGUAACAAUAAUAAUACUGGAUCCACGAAUAUUGGUAACACCAAUGCCAGCAGUAUCACCACCAAUACCACCACCUCAACUACCACGUGUCCAUCAGUAGGUGACGUCUCUACUACAACAGGAACCGGUCCACCAGACGUGAUGAAGAUGCCAGACAGAAACGGCUUCGAUGGCAGCAGACCCGGCAUGUCUAUGUCACCGUCCAGCCUUGCUCGAGAGGGCAACAAGUGCCCGACACCAGGUUGCACGGGCCAAGGUCACGUGACCGGACUUUACUCGCACCAUCGCAGUUUAUCCGGAUGUCCAAGAAAGGACAAAUUAACGCCUGAAAUCCUGGCGAUGCAUGAGACUAUUUUGAAAUGCCCAACACCGGGUUGCAAUGGUCGUGGUCACGUCAGCUCCAAUCGCAGCACUCACAGAAGCCUCUCAGGUUGUCCAAUAGCUGCAGCAAAUAAGCAAGCAUCCCGCGAUUCCCGUCACAAAUUAUCAGUAACAGGAGUACCGCCAGAAUUUAUCAACACAAAUCUGCUACCGGGAUCGAUGGACGUUAAGGGUUACCCACUAUACGGCACAGUAUCCCAAGAAACGAAGCCAAACGUUGUCGGCUCGCCUAGUUACGAUUACUACAAAGGGCCUGGAAUGCCAGGAAAGCCACCGAAAACCCCAGAAGACAGUUCAACCCGUGGCAGCACGAAAGUAAUUCCCAAACCUGAAGUAUCGCCUCCUACGAGCUGCUGCAACAGUUUACCGGGCAGGAAUCCUUCAAACCCAGACUUACUGGUCCCCAAAACCGAGGAGACUUCAUCUUGUCAUGUGAACUCACCUCCACCACCCCCACCACCGGUACGGCAGCCUUACGAUCCUUAUCUAAACCAGGAUUCAAAUUCGUCGUCGAUGUCGUCCAUGGAGGCGAUGAAUUCCCGGCCGAUAGGAGCCACGAUUCAUCAUCCAGGUCAGCAUCCGCCUCAUCAUGUGCUGCCAAUGCAGCCGACUGUCACCUAUCCCAUGUCUAUGGUAGAGGACACGCGAAUGUCUCACCAGAUGGCACAGAGAUCGCCUUAUGAACCGAGUAUGAUGAGUGGGACGGCGACAUCUACCACCAGCGAGGACAUCUAUCAUCAUCGCAGCGCUGAACAUCGAGGGUACAUGCACCCCGUUACAAAUGGAAUCACACGGCCUGUGGUCACGUAUUCCAAUGACGUCGGCACUGGGAGAUAUGACAAUGUAGCGGCUGCCAAUCAUCGGCCUUAUGAUCCAGGUGCUGGGUCUGGUUACGAACGAUAUGACACGCAAGGUUGUUCGCCAUUCCAGCAGCAACAGCAGCAGCAACAACAGCAACAGCAACAGCUGCACCUUCGAGCAAACAUGUACUAUCUCGGGCAGACUGGAAUGACUCCUGAUGAACAGGAACGAGCUUACCAUCAGGAAGCUGCCGCAGCGCAGCAACACCAGAUGGCGAUGGCUGCUGCUACGGGAGUCAUGAUUAAAUCGGAGGAUGAUUUUUGUGAUUCAGUGAAGUGCGUCACGACGGCUCAAGUACAGAUGCAAAAAUCUGGUCCUCCGACGUCACCUGGUGGCUCGGUGAUGGAUCUAUCGACAUCUAGCGUGACGUCAACGAGCCCUCAAGCACCUCCUUACGGGUCCAAUAGUCUCAGCCCGCAAUACGGCGGAGGGCAGACCGUCGGAGGAAGUCCCCAAGCAGCGGCGAGUCCGCACUUGACAUCCAGCCCCCAAGUUCCAAGUCCACAAGGACAAACGCUCGACCUCAGUGUGAAUCGGCUUCACAGCGGAGCACCUAGUCCUCAAUAUUCGACGGGUCACGGUGAAGCUGUUCCCGUUCCAGUGGGUCCGCCUUUCCCAGCACCACGACCCAUCGAGGAACAAACAGAACCCGUGGAUUUUUCUACGGCUAAUGAACCUGUUAAUUUCAGCGGCGGUCCUGGAAUCAGGCCUGUUGGUUUUCCACCACCUGGAGUCCACGCUGCAGCUUACAGCCGAGAAAGCACUCCAGACAGUGGAGUAUCCCAUUACAUGGACGCCUACAGAGAUCCCAGUGCAUAUGGACCAAUGAGCCCACAUCCAGGCUACGGUAUGACAGCAGUCCAACCGGAAUACCCAGGGAACACUUACACUCCUUACCCAACGGCUGGGUACAAUUGUGGGGGCAGUUACCCAGGUGGCCCUGUCACCUCUGGUUACCAGAUUCCAGCGGGCUACAGUCCAGCACCCUGCUACAGUAUGCCGCCGCCUCAGCACACGAUCGGAACACUGGACAAACCCUCGGGCAAGGAUGACGGUUUAUCGGGAUGUCCAAGAGGAGACCGUUCACAGAUUCAAGCUCAUUCACAAGAACUAAAGUGUCCGACACCCGGAUGCGACGGAUCAGGACACGUUACCGGAAACUACAGCUCACAUCGAAGUCUAUCGGGAUGUCCACGAGCUAAUAAACCUAAAAGUAAACCACGUGAUGGACAGGAUUCAGAGCCUUUAAGGUGUCCAAUACCAGGUUGUGAUGGGUCAGGACAUGCGACUGGAAAAUUUCUAAGUCACCGCAGUGCAUCGGGCUGUCCGAUAGCGAAUAGGAACAAACUGCGCGUGCUCGAAUCCGGCGGUACCGUUGAGCAGCACAAAGCAGCAGUAGCAGCAGCAACAGCAAUGAAAUUCGAAGGUGUUAAUUGUCCGACACCUGGUUGCGACGGGAUCGGCCACAUCAACGGUUCAUUUUCAACCCACAGAUCGUUGUCCGGGUGCCCUCUUGCCGGCAAUACACUUCGCAAGCCCAAGUUCGAAGACAUGACGAGCAUGUACAGCAAAGGAAUCAACGGGGUGGACGCCGGUGGUCCGGCUCAGGGUGGUGCGUUGGGUGCGGGACAGGGAAGCACGAGUGCUAGUGGACCUGCUGGUGGUCAGGGCGAGGACCUCUACACUCUGGAGGCUGAGAUCACCGAGUUACAGAGAGAAAAUGCCCGGGUCGAGUCUCAGGUCAUGCGUUUGCGCUCUGAGGUCAACGCUAUGGAAAAUCAUCUCAAGCAUGGAGAGAAGGAAAACACAACUAUCGCUCAAAGAAACAACCAUCUCACAGAUUACUAUCAGUCGCUAAGAGAUAACAUGAUAACUUUUCUGGAGCACGUGAGAAUACCCAGCGCACCUGGGGGUCCACCUGAAAAAAUGGGCCACGAAAAUUUUGACAGCUAUCUCACUAAAUUGCAGACCCUCUGUACACCUGACGGUUACUGCGCCGAUGAAACAAAUCGGCCUACAUAUGAAACUGUAAAAACUGCACUUCAAGAUUUUACUGUCUUGCCGACGCCCAUCUGAGACUAUCAGUCUCAAGGUUGAGUCACAAAAUUUUAUCACUAGUCAUUUUAC
This is a messenger RNA of Microplitis demolitor, 5283 nucleotides long. RefSeq lists its product as uncharacterized. Gene Ontology annotation, biological process: regulation of transcription by RNA polymerase II. NCBI's taxonomy places the organism in Eukaryota, Metazoa, Arthropoda, Insecta, Hymenoptera, Braconidae. Gene Ontology annotation, molecular function: zinc ion binding; DNA-binding transcription factor activity, RNA polymerase II-specific; RNA polymerase II cis-regulatory region sequence-specific DNA binding. The transcript is spliced from 15 exons. The coding region runs from base 31 to 5232 and encodes 1733 amino acids. The record is from RefSeq and is a predicted model, not a curated record. Gene Ontology annotation, cellular component: nucleus.